AUGGCAGGGGCUAUUUGCCGCGGUUUGUCGCAUAAUACGUCAGGGACAGUCUCGGGCUGGUUCGAGGAGGGGAUCGGAGGCCGGGUUCGCAGCUAUUUCAAGGAUAGAUUGUUGUUGGGGCUGAAGGAACUCAACCAACAGCUUCUAUGCCAGGCGUCAGUUUAUCUCUCUCGUAACACAACUGCCCCACGGAGAAGCAACGGUCGAGUGGAGGGGGAACUGGACAUUGAAGGUGGGAUGUCGCCGACCCACUAUAGCGAUAGUCCCCUUUUGUUGCUAGCGGUGUGCAUCAGGGUUCUGGCCACAAGGCACAAGGGCACUGUUUGGCUCGGAUCCCCACUAUUAUUACCUGAAAUCCCGCACACGGGCCACCGUCAUUUUGUUACCGCCCUCACCUUUCACGGCUUCUUCCCAACCUCACUUCAUCUUUCCCCCCUUCCACCACCACCACCGCAUCUUCGACUGUUCGACAUUUCCACGCCUUUUUCAAAAUAUUCAAGAUCGAUCCUCACAGCCCUCACAAUGAUGCCCACUAGCUGGCCUCCGGCACCGCCUCCAGGCGUUGCCUACGGAGCACCUCCCGCCAACUAUGCUUACCCUCCCAUCCAGGCUCGACAAAGCUUCGGCCAGUAUCCUCCCCCACCCGCUGCACCUGCCUACAGUACUUCGCCGCCUCCCUUGGCUGCUCCCUUCGACCAAGCUGCUCCUGUUGCUCCUGCCCCGGCUCCACGAAAGGUUGAAUGGCCACCCUCCGUCCGCGAUUACGUCCAACGGUCUUUCCUGCCUCACAACAUGGACCCCUCCGUGCCACGCCCCGAGAUUGAAGCCAAGUUGAAGGAGACCAUUUCCCAGCACAUGGAGAACGGCACUCUCGAGUCAACCGACUGGGAGAAGAUGCCAUUUCCCUCCGAUCUGAUCCGAAACGAGCGCCAAUCCCAGCUCAACUCCGCUAUGAACGUCUCAUCUCCAUUUGCAUCGCGAUAUGAUGGUUCAAUGUCUGCCAACCCCAAGAAGAGAAAGUCGUCUGAUUUUACCCCGGAUGAAAAGUCUUCUGCCGUGCCUUGGCGUACUACUAACAGCAACCGAUCCAACGCACUGGAAGACCGAAUCACCUUCGCCUCCCCCGACAAACGCGCCAACCUCGAUGAGCCACUGCCCAAGUCAAGUAAGUUCCAGAAGCAGUUGGAGAAACGUCAACGCCGCUUCGAUGGCGGCUACAAAUCCUCGUACCGAUCGCCUAGCCCUCCGCCCUCUGAUGGACCCGUCGUCGGCACCAGCGAAACUUUGGAGAAGCGCUACCUGCGUCUGACCGCUCCUCCCGUGGCCUCCAUGGUUCGGCCCGAGCGCGUCCUUCACAAGACGAUGGAUCUCCUGAAGAAGAAGUGGAAGAAGGAGGGCAAUUACUCUUACAUCUGCGACCAGCUGAAAUCCAUGCGGCAAGAUCUGACAGUGCAGCGGAUCAAGAACGACUUUACAGUCACCGUUUACGAACUCCACGCUCGAAUUGCGUUGGAGAAGGGGGACCUUGGUGAGUAUAAUCAGUGCCAAACCCAGCUGCGUACUCUGUACGCAAAGGGACUGAAAGGAAACCCCAUCGAGUUCAAGGCAUAUCGCAUUUUGUACUUUAUUCACACUGCCAACCGUACCGGCCUGAAUGAUGCCUUGGCAGAUCUAACCACAGCAGAGAAGGAGGAGCGACCCAUCAAGCAUGCGCUCCAGGUGCGGUCCGCUCUUGCCUUGGGUAACUACCACAAGUUCUUCCAGCUUUACCUGGACACCCCUAACAUGGGUGCGUACCUCAUGGACAUGUUCGUCGUUCGUGAGCGUCUAGCUGCUCUGUGCAACAUUUGCAAAGCAUACAAGCCAGACGUAAAGUUACGGUUCAUCACGGAGGAACUCGGCUUCGAGUCCGACGUUGAUGCGGCUCAAUUCAUUGUCGACUACAAUGGUCAGCAUCUGCUCGAGGAACGACAAGAGUCUAUUGCUCUCUUGACCGGCAAAGCCGGAGCCCUCUUCGACUCCGCCAGAAGCGAGGCUUUCCGCAAGGCUUUGAUCUGUGGACUCAUUCCUCCUCGUUUCCUCUUUCUUCUCUUGUUUUCCUACCGACAGUUUCACAACAUUGGCUUCUUGGUUACGAGCUUACGAAUUAUCGCUUUCUACCUCGCUGCCCGCCCCCCUCUGAUGGCAUUGACGCUUACGCACAGCUCCACGCAGCGGGGACAUGUUCGGUUGUUUCUCUCGAAGACAGCGCUGGAUGAGGGGUGCGAUGCUUGCGCAAAAGUGGCUCCGCCGCUGAUGACGACCGACGUUACCGGCUUGGUGCUGGUCUUGGGCUCUGGGGGCUUUAUAGGCAUGAUACCCGUUCGCCCUGCCUCAGCAGAGGCAACAGGAUGGCGUUUGAGCGGAAAAUACAUGGAAUCUAUCUCCAUGACGGCUAGAUGGCGACUGGAGUUUGUUCUGGACGUUUGCAUAUACGUCACUCCGCUUUAA
Messenger RNA from Colletotrichum lupini, 2490 nucleotides. RefSeq names its product GANP/Nin1/mts3/eIF-3 p25 family protein. Gene Ontology annotation, cellular component: nucleus. NCBI's taxonomy places the organism in Eukaryota, Fungi, Ascomycota, Sordariomycetes, Glomerellales, Glomerellaceae. The coding region runs from base 1 to 2490 and encodes 829 amino acids. The transcript has 8 exons. The record is from RefSeq and is a predicted model, not a curated record.